GAGAGAGAGAGAGGACAGCACUCUGUCAGGUGGACAUACUUUUAAGAACGUUUUAGGAGCUCCCUGACUGCACCUACGCAGCGAGAUGUCCCAGAGGGACAGAGAGAUUCCAGCAGAGAGAUGCGAACCAGAGCUACAGGCCUGGUCUUCAGGAGAGGACACUGAGUUUGACAAUGAGCCUGAGUACAAGCAGCACCUCUACAGCCUCCUCGGUCCCAGCAUAGCCGACUCCUUUCUUCAGCCACAAAACAUAAAGCCACUGAUGAACCCCUGUAUUCAACAACUCCGGGAAAGCAUGAGAGGGCAAGUGACUGCUGAAGGUCUGUGGCAUGCCAUCAGAGAAAGUUCCAGAAGCCAGUGGCCCCUGGCCUGCUCGCAGCACCUGCAGGGCUUGGCCAAACAGGCGGCGGUCGAGGUUCUGAAGCUCUCCUGGCCUGACGUGGAUAGACUGCGCAACGUGGCACACGUGCAGCAAGGACGAGCAGACGCUGUGCUCAGAGCCAACCCGCCAGACGACCUGAAUGACACGACUGGCCAAGAUGGACCCAGCAGGUUCCUGACACCAGGCCUUGUGCCCACGCUGACAGAAUCCCGCAGCACAGCAGACCAGAAACACCACACACAAAUGAAACGACAAAAGAUACCACAGCAACAACCACCCCCAACUCCGCACAGAAUGAAAUGGGAUGGAAAACCAUAUCGUUUCCUCACAGAUGAUGAUGCUUCUGCCAUCGAACAUUCUGCCUGGUGGAGACACUUAAACAGAGAGAAACAGUUGGAACCCAAGCCCACAUGGACAACACGGUUCUCCCUAAAAGAUAUCUAUCCAAGAAACUCGGAGAACUUCAGGUCCUCAAUUCAAGUCUGUCUCAUUAAACACAAUUAGCUUUUGUUCCUGUGGCACUGAACGCACUCGCUCCAUUGUCUUAACUGGAGAUGGUCAUCAUCAGACGGUUUCAUCUCUCAGUGUAAACAGUGUUUGAGUGUUAACCCUUUAAUGUUGGAAUGACUCUGAAUCUUAUUGACAAUUAUAUCGUGUUUCCUCUCUCCUCGCUGUCAGGAGACUGUACCUCCAGUGUCUUUGCAGUUAUGUUGUUUAGUUAAAGUGGCAGAAUUCUCUGUGUUUAUUUGUAUAAAUCGGGAUGUAAAGGGGCACAAGCUGGUGAAAUGCAGUAGCACACUGCAAUGACCACUUUUGAAUUUUGCAAUCUUAUAAAGUCUGCCGUGAGGCAUUUAAGACCAGA
This is a messenger RNA of Rhincodon typus (whale shark), 1244 nucleotides long. RefSeq lists its product as uncharacterized. Lineage: Eukaryota; Metazoa; Chordata; Chondrichthyes; Orectolobiformes; Rhincodontidae. The transcript has 7 exons. Bases 86 to 886 code for a protein of 266 amino acids. The record is from RefSeq and is a predicted model, not a curated record.